Molecule: messenger RNA, 8118 nt
Organism: Paramuricea clavata
Lineage: Eukaryota; Metazoa; Cnidaria; Anthozoa; Malacalcyonacea; Plexauridae
Source: the annotation of a GenBank genome assembly
AUUCUGGCUAACACGCUGCAAACUUGAAUUUAUUCAUGCACUAUUUUAUAUUACAGCCAUUAAAUAAGAUCGCUCAAAAGGUGACUGUGUAAUAUGUACUGAUUAUACUUAUUUGUUAUAUACUUAGAAUUUACAAUGCCGCCAAGAGGAAAAAGAAAAUCAGCUAAAGAAAAUCAAACUGCAGCUAAGAAAGCUAAAGUUGAAAAAUCCAGGUUGGUUAUAAGUAUGUUUUUAAGAUACAGUGCAUGAUAAUCGCGCUAUAUAAAGGACUAAGUCUAAGUAUUAUAAUAUUGCAAUUUUUAAAACGCCAAAGUUGUUGUUAGUGUUGAGGAUUGAAAUAUAUUUCACCCUUUCUGUCGGAGUAAAAUAGUAAGGAAGGGGAUUCCCAGUUGUUAGCAGGAUUCGUAAAGAAUGCUCGCGGCAAAUACUACAACAAAUCAAUCUUUCCUUCGAAAGAAGGCGAAAAUUAUUUCUAUAAACAUCCCUCUCACUAUAACUUAACAAUAAUUUAACAAUUUUCAAUUCCUUUUUAUUGUUAUCUUUAUUUAUAGUGAAACCAGUCGUAAAAGAGAUGAUAUUUCAAAACCAUUUUCAGUGAAAAAGUGCAAAGUUUGGUUUGAGGAAUAUGCAGGUACAAUUGCAAAGCUUUAUUUUGUUUUGUUCUCACAAAUAUAAGCACAAAAAAACAGAAAUAAAUGCAGAUGGCACGAUCAACCCCCACGAUAUUGUGUGUAACAUUUCGUUCCUUUCAGAUGAGCCAGAUAUAAUUGGUCCAGACGGAAUUCAAAAGUUAUGCAAAGAUUUACAUUUAGACCCGGAAGAUGUAAGUUUAUAUAUAGUUACUGUAAGGUUUAGUUUUGAAUAUAAUGCAUAAGUAGCUGUUUGCUGAAAGGUUGUAUGGAAUGUGAAAACGUUUAUUCUAAAUAAAUAUAUAGAGAAGUUUAUAUUUCAAGUCUGAGAGAAACGGCAGACCAGCGGAAAGGAGGGACCGCGCUCGCAGUCUACGGCAGAGGUAGACUAUAUUGGCAGUAUUUUCAUCUGCUCUUCGUCGCUUCAUAUCUUUUUGGUUAAAACAAUUAUUUUACAUUAUGAUUAUAGUGUUAACGCAACUUAUUCAACGCUCAACGCCAUUUUUCUGAUUUCAUGCUUUAUAACACAAAAUUUUUCUUUGCCUGGCGUUUGUCCUGUGACGGGUGUUUGUACAAGUUUACACUGUAUUCGUCAGUAACGUAUACUGCAUUUACCGUCCGUUGCCUUCCAGAUCUGUAAAUCUCGAGGCCAACCCGAUAAACAAAGGCUCGCUUUAACAAAAGCAACAAAAUAUAAGUAGUCAAGCGUAGAGCACUAAAUUAACACUGUUCAUUGUACGCACAGGACACACCCACAAGCGCACUGUGGACGCACAGCGCCCGGAUUCACACUGAAGCCGGUUUUCCACUAGCGAAUUUUUUCGCGCGAAGCGACCUUUUUCCUUUGUCGGCAUCCAUUUUGCCACGUCUUGCUGAGUGAUACCGACAAAGGAAUAAGUGAUACCGACAAAGGAAAAAGGUCGCUUCGCGCGAGAAAAUUCGCUAGUGGAAAACCGGCUUGACGCAGACGAAUUGUAAAUCCGCGCGUGAAACGAGGCUUUUGAUCCUCUUGUCAAUAUUGUGCUAAUAAUUUCCAAACUAACUGCAUGGGUACCAGGGGUGGAAAUAUUCAACUUUCUGGGACCGCAAAAGAACAUAAAAAAAUUUUCUGCCAAUAACAAAGUAAAUCGACACUCGCGAACACUGUAACUUUACACUAAGUUGUCAAACUUAAUGUCAUGCAAUAUUUUAAAGGCACAGUUCAGCCUGUUGAACGAUGGUUUUUAAGGCGCAUUUGAGCCCUUUUAAUUGAAAAAACUAACUAGGAAAAUCAAUUAAGCAUAAUUCAAGAUCACCAAACUUAACGUUUUUAACAUUUUAAAACAUUUAUAUUGAUAAAAACAUCGAGUUUACUGAUUUUGAAUUAUGCUUAAUUGAUUUUCCUAGUUAGUUUUUUCAAUUAAAAGGGCUCAAAUGCGCCUUAAAAACCAUCGUUCAAAAGGCUGAACUGUGCCUUUAAGGUAUAUAACAUAAAACUAAUUUAGAUAACAUACUAUAUACACAUCAGGGGACUGAUCCUAAGGUAAAUUUACAGAUGCCAAAAAAUGGGAACUACUAGAGAGCACUACUAUGCAGGGAUCUGGGGGCACGGUACCCCAGAAAAUUUUGAAAAUCAGGUGUCUCAGAUUGGCUAAAAAUGUAUUUGCCAUACUACAUUUGUUACAUCAUUGUACAGUCUAUACAUUUAUUCACUAUUGCACUAUUAAAAUGGAUGUGCCUCUAAUUGUAUUUUUGAGGUCAUACAUACAUACAUACAUACAUACAUACAUACAGUACAGGUAACACUCUUUCUACUGGGUUGAAUUUUUCCUCCGAAUUUCUCCCUUUGUCUAAAUAUCUACAAUUAUCUUUUUUUCUUUCUUGGAAAUAUUUUCUGGGAACUCAAAAAUUUUCUGGGACCAAUGGUCCCAUGGUCCGAUACUUUUUCCACCCCUGACGAGUACAUUAAUUGUUCUAGAUUGUAAUGCUCGUUGUUGCUUGGAAGUUGAAUGCAGAAAACCUUGGUUUUUUUAAGUUCAGUGAAUGGUCUACAGGAAUGGGAUCUUUACAGUACGUAAACAUUUAUGUAUUUUUAUACGUUUGAAAUGAAUUUUUUGUCCAAUGUAAUGUCAGGAAAAUUAUAUUUGAUACUUGGUAUAUAUAACAAUACCGUUUAAUGUCAUACAGAGAAAUAGAUAUGUUACUCACAAUUACACUGUAUUUUUCGUAUAUCUGUAAUGUUAUAGUUGUUAUGUUUUAGAUGCGAUUCUACCAAGAAACUUCAAUCCAAGUUAAAGUCUUUAAAAAGCUUGAUUAAUGAUCCAGUUGUAUUUAAGAAGAUGUAUAGAUAUGCAUUUGACUUCUGCAGGGUAUGUCGUCAUUAGAAUUAUACACUUUACAGUCCUUUCUUAAAUCAGCUCAUGCAGUUUCAGUUAUACUGUGGUUUCAAGUAGAAGAUUGAUUGGACGACGUUUCAAUUUUCAUUACAGAAGAUUUAUUGGACGACGUUUCAUUUGUAAACUAAUAAAACGUAUAGUUACUUCAUCCACACACUUACAAUCCUAUAAAUCUAUAUAGAAAAUGAAUAUCGACUAUAUAUUAAAUACGUUUCGCUUCAAAAUGAUAUCACAACUAAACUUUUCAUGAAACUUUUAUCGCCUAGACGCUAACUUUUGCGGCCAGACAGAAUGACUUACACACAUGAUGUUUUUUGUCUUUCUCCAGAAUAAAGAUCAACGUAGUUUAGAUAUUGAUAUGGCAAUGGAAAUGUUAAAGAUCUUACUCAGUGAGUCUUGGACACUCCUAGAUCCCUUUGUUGAAUUUAUUGAGGUUUGUAUGUAUACCAGCUUGGUCCGGUUCAUUUCUAUACAAAACAGCAUGAAGAUCAUCCAUUUUUUCCUGUCAAUUUCCAUAUUAACAACCACAGUUUACGAUUCCUUAGACUCCACCACACUUUUAUCGUCAUAAAUGAUUAUUUUAAUGAACUGAAUGCCUCAACUAUUCAUACGUGCCCGUGAAAGAACUUUUGAUUAAGCUUGAACACGGAGAUUGUUCAGAACUCGCGAAAAGAAUGAAUAGUUUACACGUUACUGCAUUUUUCUGGGCAACAGUAUAUACAGUAUUGCAUAGUCGGGUUCCGGCGAUUUUCGCCGUCAAGCAUAGACAAUCGCCGGUUAUUUUGCAAAAUUAUAAAUUCCUCCUUUCCAUAGAAUGAUAUAAUGUUUCUAGCUUUUAUAACAUCAAUUCUACAUGCACGAUAUUCUUCGUUAAAUGUUUGGAUGAUAUAUAUGACAGAAUUUCCAAAACAGCUUUCCAAAUUGCUGGAAAUGCCGUUGCAGAGGUCUAAAUUUCAGAAUCGUCACGGGUUAGAACACAGGUCAUACGAUUUGGAAUGCGAAGAUUAUGGGUAGUUUAAGGUACACUCAUUCCCCAGGGACCAACUCAGCAAAAGCCAUGGCGGCCAUGUUGGUGUUCCAGACAAAAGAGUCUAAUUAAAAUUAUUUUGAAUUGGAACACCAACAUGGCCGCUGUGACGUCAUGUGCAAACGCUCUAUAGAAUUUGUAGUUGGAGGUUUUUUGAAAGAAGUAGACGGCUAUAAAUUAUUGGUGCCCACUCGGGAGAUAGCCCGACGUAUACUAUAUCCACAUACUAAUCUCCAAUUUUAACCUAAUAAACUAAAAUAAUAUAAAUACUAAAACUGUGCAAGUUAUUGUGGCGUCAUUUCACGAAAUUUGUGUGUUAAGAGAUUCUUCAAUCAGGGGCCGGUUGUUCAAAGGUGAAUUAGCGCUAAUCCUGGGUUAAAACUUAACCGGCUGUUUUGUUUUUGUUACGGUUUGCACUUUUCUUUAUUUCAAAACUUUGAAAAAUAAACUAACUUCUAUUGAUCCAGACAUGAAUUGUGAUAAACUAUCUUCAUGUUUCUAAACAGGCUGUUGGAAAGACUGAUUUGAGAUUUUCGUAAACCUAGGAUUAAGCUAACCGGCUUUUGAACAACCGGCUUCAGGGUGCGAUAAUUCGCGUAUUUACGAAUUACGGUCUGAUACUUCUUUGUUUUCAGCCGCGUACAUGCAGUAGGUCCAGUAUAUACGCGGAACUCUUGCUACCUGCGUACUUACUUUUUGCUGGUACCGUACGACCUUUCCAAGCCAAAAAUAUUCAAUACCGUAAUUUAGUAGGUCUAACAUGUGUCGGCAUGAAACAUGCAUGAUUGGACUGAUGACACUAAGAAACUUGGCACUAAGAAUAACUAAGAUGGCACUAAGAAACUGGGCACUAAGAAUAACUAAGAUGACACUAAGAAACUUGGCAAUAAGAAUAACUAAGAUGGCAAUAAGGGGCUUCGGUGGCGAAGUGGUUAGCGCACUUGCCUUUCACCUCUAAGGUCGCAGGUUCAAAUCUCUUUCUCAAUACGACUCCAGUCCUCAUGUGAAAGAGCAAAAAGUCAAUGCUCUGCCGAAAGUCGCAUGUUUUCUCCGGGUACGCCGGUUUCCUCCCACAGGGAAAGUUGACAGAGUGGGUUAGGUAAAAAGGGCUCACAGUAAUUGGCAUAUGCUGUUGUAGUGACCCUGCUCUAGUUGGCAAAGCCAAAUAAAUAAGAAUAAAAAACGUUGGAGUUGAUUGUUUGUAUACGCAAUUGUACUUCUUGUUCCAACUCGUAGUUUGAAUAUACUUUCAGGAACCUCACAGAACUUGUACUUUAUUUUAAAAACUAAGUACACAUUGAGUGUGUACGGUGUGUACUAGCGCAAGUACGCGGCGAUACCUGGCGUACAUGUCAGAUACUAAGUUCUUUGAAUGUUUGCAUGGCGAUAAAAUAUAAUUGUUUUUGUUUGUGGAAACAAAAAAUACAAAAUAUAAAUUUACGUGGUGUUUCCACAAACAAAAACAAUUAUGUCAGAUACUACUAAAAAUAUGAAAUUAUCGCACCCUGCAGUUCAAUGCAUUGUUUUUUGUCUUUCAGCAAUCUGAUUACAAAGUAAUCAAUAAAGAUCAGUGGUGUAACGUACUGGAGUUCUGUAGAACAGUAAAAUCUGAUUUAUCAAAUUAUGACGUCGAUGGAGCAUGUAAGUUGAUAGACUGCACCAUAAUUUUGUCUUGGCAACGAGUGAUCUUGUGAAAAGAAUGUUCAAAUUUUGUUUGGAGAGUAAGAGGCAGAGAAUUUUAAGUAGCUUUACAUUCAUAACGAGAAAAGAUAUAUUAUUAAAUAGAGAUGUUAAACCACAGAUCGCUGAAUUCAUGCAUGCAUGUAUACACCACAGUAUAUGACUUUGUUUUUUCUUGUAUCUCACUAAAAGUACUGUAAUAGGAUUUCUAAAAUUCCAAAAUAAAAGGUCAAACGAGCUUUCAAAUGUUGUGACUGUCGUGAAGUGACAAAACUGACCACUGUAAAACCACAAUGUAUAUGCUACAGGUAACUUCAAAAAUUAAAAAUUCUUAUCAACAAGGUUAUAUAUAGUAACUACAAUUAAACACACAAUUUGAUUGGUCAAUACCCGUGAAAGAUCAGAUAAAUUUAAAUGCAUUUGCUUGGGCUUUUUCAAAAUGUCGGACAAUGAAAACAUUUUAACCUAUGAAGUUAAUAGUUAGCAAGUGGUUUGCUCGACUUUCCGAGAGCGUAAAAAACACUCGCCUGCAGCUCGUGUUUUUUUACGCUUGGCGCUCGUGUUUUUUUUUUACGCUUGCCAAAAGUCUCUCAACAUCCUUCGUGCCAUUCUUUCGUGCAUGGAUGACGCUGCCCUGCACGGAAAACCAUUUGGUAUUCCUUUACUACUACUCCUUUACUACUACUCCUUUACUACUACUCCUUUACUACUACUCCUUUACUACUACUCCUUUACUACUACUCCUUUACUACUACUCCUUUACUACUACUCCUUUACUACUACUCCUCCUUUACUACUACUCCUCCUUUACUACUACUACUCCUUUACUACUACUCCUCCUUUACUACUACUACUCCUUUACUACUACUACUCCUUUACUACUACUACUCCUUUACUACUACUACUCCUUUACUACUACUACUCCUUUACUACUACUACUCCUUUACUACUACUACUCCUUUACUACUACUACUCCUUUACUACUACUCCUUUACUACUACUACUCCUUUACUACUACUACUCCUUUACUACUACUACUCCUUUACUACUACUACUCCUUUACUACUACUACUCCUUUACUACUACUACUCCUUUACUACUACUCCUUUACUACUACUCCAAAAAGGUUAAAACAGUACUUUUCUAAAUCAUUCCAUUAUUGACGGUUGCAAUCUAUCACUUGGCGUGAGAAUACAUGCUGAAAGCCCCGGUCAAACGAGAAUGUGAAUUAAUGAGAGUUGGCAGUCACGAAUUGUCACCGGGGGAGGUUCAAGGUCCGGAUUAACAAAAUAAAGGUUUAAUAAGUGUUCCUAGUUCCAACAAUACACGAUCGUGUUGGAAAAGCAUUAAGAACAGCUAACCAAGAUCGCGUGAUUGUCAUUGUCUCGUGCACUCUCAUCCACGGAUCUUAACUUGAUCCGUGCUUAACAUAAAAAAUAGGUACGCUUGGCGUACAUGUAUCUGCGAGAAAGCCGCCAUAUUUGUUUUACUGCCUGUUCGCAGGCGUACAUCCCUAAUUAGUCGACCUGAGUGUUUAACGCACACACAACUCGAUAGCAUAGUAUCUAGCGCUACGCUACGCUACAACUAGAGAGUCGUUAAACUUUCUCUGUCUUUCAGGGCCUGUAAUGUUGGACGAAUUCGUGGAAUGGUUCAAUAAUCAUCCCAAAAUGUAGAAUGGAUAACAUGCUGUAAACUUGGUAAAUCAUUAGUACAUACCCACUGCAGCAGUGGUGAAUUGUAUCCCAUAGCGACGCAAUGUUCGAUAUCAAUCCAGGUUAUGUUCAGACAUGAUGUACAGUUUAUUAGGUAUGGAGGGUAAUAUCAGUUGGACAAAUUGCGUUUUAGAGUAAAUUCAUCUGAUAUUAUGAUAUUUAUUGAAUGGCAGUUGGGAGUUUGAUAAAUACUGAUAGGUCUGGCAUAUACAAAUUUUCAUUAUGCAAAAUGAAUUGUGAGAAAAUGUAUGAAUGGCAUGGUGCCAAAGAUCGAGAACUCAUUAGGAAACGUAUAUAGUUCGUUUAACUGUUUCCGUCGACAGUAUUCGUUUUGGUGCAUUAUAUAUGUAUGAGCUUUUGCUUCUAUAAAUGGUUUGGCAAAGAAAUCAUAAAUUUUUUAUUGAUUUUGCAACAUGAAAAAUUGUACUGUACAUAGACUUGAUAGCACUCCCUGGUUGCCAGAUAUGUACAAAAAGUAUAUAUAAAUCUUUAUAAAAAGUUUUGUUCUCUUUUCAAAAUUAACAAAUAAAUAUAAAUUUUUCAAGAAAUAUAAAUGUAGAGGAUUGUUAUGGCUCAUUGUAUGUCAGACAUUUGCCUGAGGGACUGUGGCAGUGUAAACUAAACAAAAGUAAUGAUAAACAGUAUGUGAAGAUAUUCAUGAAGGCAAACCUUGCUUGCUUAUCAAAUACUGA